GAGAGCCUGGGCCGCGCGGUAGCCUUGGCCUCCCGGGCUGCAGGCUCGGGUUCGGCCGAUUUGGAGUACCCGGGCCUCGGGGACACCCCGGUGGGGCUUUUCGGUUUUUCAGGACCUCGGGUUUCCACUUGCUUUAGGGGAGGAGUGUGAAUCCCUUCAGCAGUGUUUCUCAAAGAGUGGGGCGGGGGCCGGUUAAAAAUGCACAUUCCCGGAUCUCUCCUCAGACGUCCUGAACCAGACUCCCUUACCGUGGCCCGGGAGUCUGCAUUGUCAGCAGUUGUCCCUGAUGAUUCUGAUGCAGGUGCUCAGAGAAUCGCGCAUUGGGGAAACUGCUUCGGAGCACACCAUGCCUCCCCACACAGCAGGGAGCUUAAGUGGGUGCAUUUGAGGAUGAGGCCUGCCUUGAAAUACUGAUAGACCUCUGCAUUAGGAAAGACUGACUUCGGGGCAGGGGUAGUUCUUAAAUCUUGGGUUCAGAGUGCUGCUCUGUACCUGUUGCCUCCGAGUCUUCAGGUGGUCAGAUGUAUAGUGAGUGAAGGGCCCUGGUGGAGUCAUGGGGGCGAGGCAGUGGUGAAGGCAGACCAUGGAGGUGUAGCAGGAGAACUUGGGUUGGGCCUGGUGAUCUGGAUUGGGCUUGUUCCACCACUUACUAGCAGGACAGCUAUAAUAUUGACCCUGUGCACAUCACUGUUUUUUCCUCUCCCGGUGUCUCAUCUGUCAGGGGGGACAGUAAUUUCUAUCUGAUAGAGCUUUUGUGUGAAUUAGAGUCUGUCAGGUGUCUCCUACAGUGGCUGGCACAUAGUGAACAUUCAGAAAAUGGAAAUUUACUAAGAGUGACACAGGCCCAGCCUUCCUGGGGCUUAGAGACCCAAAGACUAGGGAUUAAACAAGUAGAAUAAAAUGUAGAUCCAGGGACAAAGUAUGUUUAGAGAACUGUGCAAGGAUUCUAAAUGGGGUGGGGGAGCGGAGGAAGUGUGCAAGAAGGGAGGUUUGCCCAGGUUCUGGAAGAACAGAUAGAAUUCCAGGGAGCUGGUAUCUGGGCACAAUGAACCAUCCCAUCUCAUUCCUCAGAAGAAGUUCUCUCACAUGGAUCAUUGGGAUGCUGCUCCUAGGACUUUAGACAGAGUGAGAAGUCACAUUGACAAGUGGCUUUUUGAGGUCUGGAACUCAAACCAUAAUGUUUUCUGUCUGCUGUCCAUGUUCGACAGACAAGCUCAUCCUUAGACUCUGAUAAUCUCCCUGUACUGUUUUAUUGGAGUCCAUCUAUGGAAGGAUCUUACUUGAUCACUGAGACAAAAGUGAAUGUUACUUAUAGAGGAAAAGACCAUAGCUGUAUCUGAGCCUCUUGGUGGCCAUUUUAAACUUGCUGUGAAAUAUGCAGAUACUGCAGAUCUCAGUUUCAGGGGUACCGUUUUCAUCACAGUGUUGUUUCAGGUCCCAUAGACAUGUCCCAGUCACCCACAGUCAUCUCUCUCCGGAAUGGAUUAAGAGAUCAAACCCUUAAACUUCCCCAAAGCUUCAGCCAUUUUAGAGUGAAGAAGCUCGAUGAUUUAAACAUGUUCUUUCUUAUUCUUCUAGACCAGUCUGGCUACUGGUAUACAGAAAAUUCUUAUCUCAGUUGAUAAAUAUAUCUUCCUAUGGAAACCCAGAAACCCUGGUGCCAUAGUGGUUAAGAGUUCGGUAGCUAACCAAAAGGUCGACAGUUUGAAUCCACCAGGCGCUCCUUGGAAACUCUAUGGGGCAGUUGUACUCUGUCCUAUAGGGUGGUUACUUGGAAUUGAGGGCGGCGGGUUUGUUUGGUUUUAAUUUCCUAACUAAGAAUUACAAUUACCGUUUGUUAUGGAUUGAAUUGUGUCCUCCAAAAAUAUGUUGUACAUAUAACAUAAGUCCUAACCUCUAUGCCUGUGGUCCUAAUCCCAUUUGGGAAUGAGUUUUCUGUUAUGUUAAUGAGGCAGGAUUAGUGUAGGGUGUGUCUUGAGUCUAUCUCUUACAUGAGAUCAAAGGAGCAGGUUAGGCAAGCAGAGAUGAGGGAAAGAAUGACGCCAAGCCACAUGGAGAUCUCCAAGGAACUGGGAAACAGAGCCUGAAAAGACAAGGACCUUCCCUCGGAGGGAAGAUCCUCUGACAGAGAGAGAGAAAGCCUUCCCUUAGAGCUGGUGCCCUGAAUAUGGACUUCUAGCCUCCUGAACUGGGGAUUCCCGGGACUGCCAUUGUUUUGCCGUUCCUGAAAGCUACUGGGGGAGUCGUGGGAGCGAUGGAAGGCCACAAGGCAGAAGAGGAGGUGUUAGAUAUUCUUCGACUGAAUGUAGGAGGCUGUAUUUACACAGCCAGGCGGGAGUCCUUGUGCCGCUUUAAGGACUCAAUGCUGGCGUCCAUGUUCAGUGGUCGUUUUUCUCUAAAAACGGAUGAAUCAGGGGCUUGUGUUAUUGACCGUGAUGGACAUCUAUUUAAAUACCUUCUGGAUUAUCUUCACGGAGAAGUUCAGAUUCCCAGCGAUGAGCAAACCCGCGCUGCCCUGCAGGAAGAAGCUGAUUACUUUGGCAUCCCUUAUCCAUACAGCCUCUCUGACCACUUGGCCAAUGAAAUGGAGACAUAUUCUUUAAGGUCAAAUAUAGAACUUAAAAAGGCUUUAACAGAUUUCUGUGAUUCGUAUGGCUUAGUUUGCAAUAAACCAACAGUUUGGGUUCUACACUACCUUAACACAUCUGGUGCAAGCUGUGAGAGCAGAGUUAUUGGUGUGUAUGCCACAAAAACUGACGGAACAGAUGCUAUUGAUAAACAGCUGGGAGGAAGAAUUCACAGUAAAAGCAUUUUUAAAAGAGAGGCGGGAAAUAAUGUUCAGUACAUCUGGAGCUAUUAUUCAGUAGCAGAAUUGAAGAAAAUGAUGGAUGCCUUUGAUGCCUGGGAAGGAAAAGGUGUUAGCUAUUGGCGGGUGCCUCACGAGCUGAUAGAGUGUUGGACUCUGGAAGAGCAGCCUUUACUUGGAAGCCUGAGACACAUGGCCCCAAUUCGAAAAAGGCGACUGGUGACUUUCAGUGAAGAGGAGGAAAGUGUGAAUUUUAAGACUGGCCCUAAGCCAGUAAGAUUUUUGGGCCCUUCCACAAGCACCCAGAUCAAAGUCAAGAACUCAGCUUCAGUCAGGGUGUCUCCAGCCAGGGCUCCCCAGACCUCGACUCGAGUGACAGCAAACCAGCCUCACAGCAGCUCUGUACCAUCAGAAGCCACGUCCGCUGUGGGCACAAGGGCAUGCAGGCAGCCCCAGGCUUCCUGGGGAACCAGGAGUGCUGAAAACGGGGCCCCACACCCACCUACAGCAAAGGUUCUACUCUCUGACAAGAAGUCUACAUCUAAUCGAGUGAUCAAACUGAAGCGGACUCCACUGUGUGCCUCUGUGCCUUCUCAGCCCACCUCCGCAGCAGUGAAUCGAAGCCUCUCCCCCGAGCUGCCUGCUCAUGAAGCUUCCAGCAGUACGCCUGUGCGGACUGAAAACGGGAACGAUGAAAGUAUUUGAUAAUGAAAACCUGUUGUUUGUCUCCCAGAGCUUCUCAUGUGUUUGAAAGAAAUAAGUGACUUGGUUUCUUGAUGCAGUCAGGGUGAACACUUAGGUCUGUAUUUAGGAUAAUUAUGAGAAAAAUGACUUGUGUGAAAGUAGAACGGUGGAAGGGGGAGUUUUAAGUGGCUGGGACUGCAUUUAUAUCCAUUUCCCCAACUUUUAAAUGAUUAUUU
Molecule: messenger RNA, 3726 nt
Organism: Loxodonta africana (African savanna elephant)
Lineage: Eukaryota; Metazoa; Chordata; Mammalia; Proboscidea; Elephantidae
Gene: KCTD18
Product: potassium channel tetramerization domain containing 18
Exons: 7
Coding region: 2255-3511 (418 amino acids)
Biological process (GO): protein homooligomerization
Source: RefSeq, a predicted model, not a curated record